Molecule: messenger RNA, 1870 nt
Organism: Cylicocyclus nassatus
Lineage: Eukaryota; Metazoa; Nematoda; Chromadorea; Rhabditida; Strongylidae
Source: the annotation of a GenBank genome assembly
UGCUUUAACCAUGACUUCGGUCUACUUCGGAGCUGCCGGUGGAUCAGGCGGCGGCGCACAAUCUCAAUACUUUGGAGUCGCAGGAAAAACCUCAGGACCUGCAGGAGGAGCUAAAGGACCACUUCCCGCCGGUGCUCCAGCCGGCGGUGCGCAGUCCGCCUAUUUCGGCGUUGGAGGUGGUGGAGGUGGUGGCGCUCAGUCUGCAUACUUUGGCGUAGGCGGAAGCACAGGAGGUGCUUCAGCAGCUGCACCUGCACCCGCUGGAGCAGCACCGGGCGCCUCGACAAUGACUGCAGUUGGUGCACCCGCAGGAAAAUCCACGAUGACAGCAGUAGGAGCCCCGGCAGGAGCUUCAACAAUGACCGCUGUAGGAGCGCCAGCAGGGAAAUCUACUAUGACAGCAAUAGGAGCGCCGGCUGGAGCAUCAACAAUGACUGCUGUUGGAGCACCAGCAGGUUCAUCAACUAUGACGGCGGUAGGAGGAGCGCCAAUGGCUUCCACAAUGACCGCAGUAGGAGCACCAGCAGGAGGUAAAUCGACUAUGACGGCUAUUGGAGCACCAGCAGGUUCAUCGACUAUGACAGCAGUAGGAGGAGCGCCAAUGGCAUCCACGAUGACUGCUGUUGGAGCCCCAGCAGGAGGAAAAUCAACCAUGACUGCCAUUGGAGCACCAGCGGGAGGAUCUUCCACGAUGACGGCGGUGGGAGGAGCACCGAUGGCUUCUACAAUGACGGCAGUGGGAGCACCAGCAGGAGGAAAGUCAACGAUGACAGCAAUAGGAGCGCCAGCGGGAGGGUCUUCCACAAUGACGGCGGUGGGAGGAGCGCCAAUGGCUUCCACGAUGACGGCAGUAGGGGCACCAGCAGGAGGAAAAUCAACGAUGACAGCAAUAGGAGCACCAGCAGGAGGAUCUUCCACAAUGACGGCAGUGGGAGGAGCACCGAUGGCUUCUACAAUGACGGCAGUAGGGGCACCAGCAGGAGGAAAAUCAACAAUGACAGCGAUAGGAGCACCAGCAGGAGCAUCCACAAUGACAGCGGUAGGUGGGGCGCCAAUGGCUUCCACAAUGACGGCAGUAGGAGCACCAGCAGGAGGAAAAUCAACGAUGACAGCGAUAGGAGCACCAGCGGGAGGAUCUUCCACAAUGACGGCGGUGGGAGGAGCACCGAUGGCUUCCACAAUGACGGCAGUGGGAGCACCGGCAGGAGGAAAGUCAACGAUGACAGCUAUAGGAGCACCAGCGGGAGGAUCUUCCACAAUGACGGCGGUGGGAGGAGCACCGAUGGCUUCCACAAUGACAGCAGUAGGAGCACCGGCAGGAGGAAAAUCUACGAUGACAGCGAUAGGAGCGCCAGCGGGAGCGUCAACAAUGACAGCCGUUGGAGCACCGGCUGGAGCGUCAACCAUGACGGCUGUUGGAGCACCGGCUGGAGCAUCAACAAUGACGGCUGUUGGAGCACCUGCAGGUAAAUCGACGAUGACAGCCAUAGGAGGGGCGCCAGCAGGAUCAUCUACCAUGACAGCCGUAGGAGGAGCAGCAGGAGCGCCUGCAUCAGGAGCACCAGCAGCACCUGCACCAGCUGGAGGUGGAGGCGGAGGCGGAGGCGGAGUAGCGGGACAAUCAGCAUACUUUGGAGUAGGAGCUGCCGGAAUGCAAGUCGGAGCCCAAUCAGCAUACUUUGGCGUGGGAGGUGGUGGCGGUGGCGGUGCAAGUGUGCCGAAAGCGGCUGCGCCAGCCGGAGGACCAGGAGCACAAUCAUCGUAUUUCGGUGUUGGUGGAGGAGGAGGAGGAGGCGGCGGAGGAGCACAGUCCGCUUACUUUGCAGCUAAGUAAUAUCGUUACCCGAAUAAACCACUAUGAAAUAUGUUA